Molecule: messenger RNA, 1454 nt
Organism: Mangifera indica (mango)
Lineage: Eukaryota; Viridiplantae; Streptophyta; Magnoliopsida; Sapindales; Anacardiaceae
Product: metal tolerance protein 9-like
Exons: 6
Coding region: 115-1386 (423 amino acids)
Biological process (GO): transmembrane transport; monoatomic cation transport
Cellular component (GO): membrane
Molecular function (GO): monoatomic cation transmembrane transporter activity
Source: RefSeq, a predicted model, not a curated record
AUUGGAGAAGCAGUUUUUCUUUUUAUCGUCUUCUUCUUCAAACUCUAUCUUAACCGCCAUUUCGGUUGCUUAGUUUGAACUUAUCGGUUAUCGCAUACAAAGAGCUAGAAUUCCAUGGAGACUACGGAUGAACGUUGCAUAAGUAAUAUAGAAGAGGGUGGUGGUGGUGGUGAUCUUCUUCAUGAGCCUCAUCUUCUUCCAAAACAAGAAGAAGAUGAUGAUGAUGUUGGUGAUCAUAUUAAUGCGAAGUCGUCUGCAUGGAGGCUCACUCUUGAUAGCUUUCGUAUUCCAGAACAUGAAAUCCCUUUUUAUCAUCAUCACCGUCACUCUUGUGUUUUCUUUCACCGUCUAUGUACACCAAAAAAACAGAAGAAACUCUCAGAGUAUUACGAGAAACAAGAAAGGCUCCUUGAAGGGUAUGUUAACAUGGACAUCAUGACUGAAAACGGUUCUUGGCCUGAAAGCCUAACAGAGGAUGAAAUGAAGCAGCUUGCAAAAAGUGAGAGAUUGGCAGUUCACAUAUCAAAUGUCACUAACUUGGUGCUUUUUAUAGCAAAAGUUUAUGCUUCUGUUGAAAGCAGAUCUUUGGCAGUAAUUGCCUCAACUAUGGACUCUCUUCUAGACCUUUUAUCAGGUUUCAUUUUGUGGUUCACUUCCAAUGCCAUGAAAAAUCCAAACCAGUAUCACUACCCAAUCGGAAAGAAAAGGAUGCAACCAGUAGGCAUCAUUGUUUUUGCAUCAGUGAUGGCAACUCUUGGACUACAAAUUCUGCUAGAAUCUGCUCGCGCAAUCAUUUCAAAGCCAAAACCUAAAAUGGACAGCGUGCAAGAAAAAUGGAUGAUCGGGAUAAUGACUUCUGUGACAAUAGUCAAGUUUGUGCUAAUGAUCUACUGUCGAAGAUUCAAGAACGAAAUCAUCAGAGCCUAUGCUCAAGAUCAUAUGUUUGAUGUGAUCACCAAUUCAGUUGGCUUAGUCACAGCUGUGCUAGCUGUGAAACUUUACUGGUGGAUUGACCCAACUGGAGCCAUAAUAAUAGCAUUGUAUACAAUUAGCACAUGGGUGAGGACUGUUCUGGAGAAUGUACAUUCACUGAUAGGGAGAACUGCCCCACCGGAUUUUAUGGCGAAAGUGACGUAUCUGAUAUGGAACCAUCACGAAUCGGUAAAGCAUAUAGACACAGUGAAAGCAUACACAUUUGGAUGCCAUUAUUUUGUGGAGGUGGACGUUGUGUUACCAGAGGACAUGUUGCUGCAUCAAGCACAUAACAUUGGAGAGACAUUGCAGGAGAAGCUUGAGCAACUGCCUGAAGUUGAGAGAGCUUUUGUGCAUAUAGAUUAUGAGGUCAAACAUCGACCUGAGCACACCAAGAGCCAUCAAUUAGCUUGAUGAGUCAGUAAAUUAUGUUAUGUAAUAACUGAAACUGAAUAAUCCUAGCACUUAAGAUUUCUACUCCA